GAGGAGCAGGCCUCGCAGCCGGGCACCACCUAUGACCCUCAUCACACCGCCGUCGUUUACCAACAUCGUGUUUAAGGCUGGAGCAGCUGCAGCCUUGCUGAGCCGGACGGAAAACCCGAUGACCCCCGGGAGCCGCCGCCUCCUGCCUCCUCCGAAACAGGCUUCCCUGAGGCGGCCCAAAGCCCACCGGCUCCUGCAGGGCUCCCCACCCUCGCCUACCUGUUUUUCCUCUCCCCUCUCCAGAGGAGCAGAGACGCUGUCCUGUGUGGAGGACAGGCUCCCGAGCCACCCCUCGGGAGAGCGAGUCCUGGAGUCCAGGUCCCAGCCCAAGGGCAGCUGGCCCAGGGCGGUUGGAGGGUGGGACUCUGCCUUUCUUCAGAGCUGCUCAGGCGUUGCUGGGAGAGGGGCCCCGAGGCCAGGUCAGUCUCGGGGUUCUAGGAUGGAGCUGAUGUGGCACUGCUGGGCACAGGCCCAGGACUCGGGCCUGUGGCCCGGACCCACCUUCUCCUCAGCCUCAGCCUUCCCCGGAUUGUCUCCCGCCAGCCCAGCACCCCGGCGCUGCCCUCUAGAUAACCUCGUGUGCCCAGGAGAAAGAACCAGGGGACAGGAGCCCAUGUGUCCCUGCAGGCCCAGGCAGGGGAGGGUGGGGCUCGGCCCAGCCAUCUCAGUGCUUGGAUCUGGGAGGGUGUGCUGUGUCCCUCUCCGGCCCAGCAGUGUCCCCAGGGUAAGGAGGGGAAGGUCCAAUGGCCUGGGUUAAAACCUCGGCUUCGAAGCCCAGAAGCACUGUGACCAUGAGUCAUCUGAUCUCUGUGCCUCAGUUUACUCCACUGUCCCUCCCACGGGUGGAGCUGUGGGUGAGCUCAGUGGUGAGCGAGUGCCCAGCGUUUGCAUGUCCUUGGGUUCAUCCCCAGCACCAGAAAUCAGAAGGGUUCCUAGCAUGACUUAAUCCCGAAGUCUAAACAGUGCCAGCAAGUGGACAGCAGUAAGGAAUUAGGGGUUACCAUUGCUGUUGUCAUGCGUAAACUGCAGUCUUUACUGCCACUCUGGGGAGGGGGUGAAUUAGGAUGAUCCAUUUUUUUAAUAGACUACAUUUUAUUUAAAUAAAUUUUUUAAAGUACAAUACUUAGGGCUGGGGAUUUAGCUCAGUGGUUUUGCCGCCUGCUGCGCAAGCACAAGGACCCGAGUUCAAUCCCCAGUACCAAAAAAUUUUAAAAAAUAAAGUACAAUACUUAGUUUAGUAGUCUAAGGUACAGCUUAUCCCAAACUCUGCAAAACUUUUUAUAAAAAUAUAAUUAAACAAUUGAAGGCUACUUAUUAGCAAUUUUAAUUAGGAAAACAUUUUUUAAAAAUAAUAAAAAUAUAUAUACAUGGGCCGGGGAUUUAGCUCAGUGGUUUCACCACCUGCUGCGCAAGUGCAAGGACCCGAGUUCAAUUCCCCAGUACCAAAAAAACCAAAAUAUAACAAUAAUAAUAAGACAAAGACAAUUUAUAGUAUUCAGUGGAAAUGUCAAAUAUCUACAUAGGAGGAGCCAGGCACUUAGCUCAGUGGUGCCACUGCCUGCCUUGAAAACGCAAGGUCCUGAGUUCAAUCCCUGGUACCAAAAAAUAUAUAUAUAUAUAUCUACAUAGGAAAGGGUUAACAGUGAAAUGAGAUAAGGCGGCAGGAAGGCCCUUUCUCCCACCGCAGCAUGUUCAUAAUAUUUUCCACACUUCAUUUUCCAUUUCAAAGAAGAGUGCUGGGGGUGUGAGUCAGUGGUAGAGCCCUGGGUUAGCCCUGGCUUUUAUCCCCAGCACUCCAGCACUCCAGAAGGAAAGACGGGGGCGGGGGAGAAGAAAGCAAAAAAGGAAGGAGAGAAAAAGAAAGGGCCAGGUGUGGUGGUGCAUGGCUAUUAAUCCCAGCAUCGGGAGGCUGAGGCAGGAGGAUCGCCCGGAGUUGGAGGCCACCCUGGGCUACAUAGUGAGACUCUGUCUCAAAAAACAAAA
This is a messenger RNA of Heterocephalus glaber (naked mole-rat), 1983 nucleotides long. The record is from RefSeq and is a predicted model, not a curated record. Lineage: Eukaryota; Metazoa; Chordata; Mammalia; Rodentia; Bathyergidae.